Messenger RNA from Conger conger (European conger), 3314 nucleotides. Its product is annotated as zinc finger and BTB domain-containing protein 25-like. Gene Ontology annotation, molecular function: DNA-binding transcription factor activity, RNA polymerase II-specific; protein binding; RNA polymerase II cis-regulatory region sequence-specific DNA binding. Gene Ontology annotation, cellular component: nucleus. Gene Ontology annotation, biological process: regulation of transcription by RNA polymerase II. The record is from RefSeq and is a predicted model, not a curated record. NCBI's taxonomy places the organism in Eukaryota, Metazoa, Chordata, Actinopteri, Anguilliformes, Congridae. The coding region runs from base 176 to 1528 and encodes 450 amino acids. The transcript has 3 exons.
CUUUUGGUGCUAUCUGCUCUGUUCUUAAUCAUGUACAGUUACAGCCCGGGUUGCAUGACACGUUGUUUUUAUUCCCGCAAGAACAUUUCAUUUAGCGCAGAUGUGUAAAAAUGGAUGUGAUGCAGUCUUGAAAUUAGCUUAGCCGCCUAGCUGUCGCGAGUUGGCAAAAAAUGAAAUGGGAGCACAUACGGGGGCGAUCCGAUUGACCCAGGUGGAGCCACAAAGCUACUGUGCACAUCGUCGAGGUUCGGUGUGGCAGCUGGGGGGCGCCAUGGACGUGUCCGGCCACAGCUUGUUCCUCCUGCAACAGCUGAACAUCCAGAGGGAGUUUGGCUUCCUGUGCGACUGCACCGUCGCAAUCGGCAAUGUCUAUUUCAAAGCCCACCGUGCUGUGCUGGCGGCAUUUUCCAACUACUUCAAAAUGAUUUUCAUCCACCAGUCCAGCGAAUGCAUCAAGAUCCAGCCCACAGACAUCCAGCCGGACGUCUUCAGCUACCUGCUCCACAUCAUGUACACGGGCACAGGGCCCAAGCAGCAGGUGGAGCCGGGCCGACUGCAGGAGGGCAUCAAGUUCCUCCACGCCUAUCAGCUCCGCCGGAGUCCCAGCGAAGGGGGCCAGGACACCUCCGCCCAAGACGCCCUCAAAAUGUCGAACCUUUACGGCAUCCAGAUCUCGUCCCAGUCGGCGGCCAAAGAUGGCCCGGGCCCUAAAGGAGCCCCGGGGAGGGGCCCCGGCGCGGGGCGGAGCGCGGGUAGAUCCGACCGCUCCCGGGCACAGCCGGCUCCGCCCGCGGCGCCCGGGGGGGCGUCGACCGAGCUGGGCGGGGCAGAGCUGGGCGGGGUGUCCUCUGUGGCCUGCGGCGAUGACCCGGUCGCCGCGGUGACGGUGAAGCAGGAGCAGGUGGAGAUGGAGGUGUCUGCGGAGGAGGAGGACGAGACCGGGGCGACCCGCUCCCCGGCCCUGAAGACCCCCAGCCCUGCGGUCUUCUUCGCCCGCGCCGCCGUCUGCCCCCCGCUGGGCGCCCCCGGCGACGCCAGCCCCAAGCGGGCGGGCGAGGCGCUGGAGGAGGAACUGGAGGGCUCGGGCGAGCACCUCCUCCUGGCCGGCCGGAGCCCCAGCUCGCGGGAGUCGGAGUCGGGGUCCGGGGGCGGGGGGCUGGAGGAGGCCCUGCAGCAGAGCCGCGCCCUGGCUGAGGAGCUCGCGGCCGAACUGAGGGGGGGCGGGGGGGCCGUCGGCAGCCCCCGCUCCCGCAAGCGCAGGAUCGUCUGCGCCGUCUGCGGCCUCCGCUUCGCCCACAAGAGCCAGCUGCAGGAGCACAUGUACAGCCACACGGGGAGAGGCUCCCGCUACCACCGCUACAGCCGCCUCUGCAGCCAGCUCAUACAGGCCUCCCAGCACUUCUGCGAGGGCCAGGCCGAGCUGGCCGCCGACGGCUCCCCCAGGGACGUGCCCGACAACGGCAGCUCCUGCUACUCCCUGGACUCGGAGGUCUCCCAAGAAAGCAUCGACACUUUCGUCGUGGAGUAAGGGAAUACGGGAGAGAGGAGAUGAAGUAAAAUGGCUGUCCGCCUGGGAUCUUUUUUGCCGGUUGCUUGGUGGAUGUUUCUCUUUCGUUUUCUGUAGCCUUUACGUCUUUACGCUGUCCAUGCCCAUUCCUGCCCUGCUUUGCUCCAGACCUUGGUCUAAUAUGUAAUUGUUUUUGGGUAAAGUCAAGGGCAGGCUGUAGCCUAGUGGCUAAGGUACAUGAUUGGGACCCAGAAGGUUGGUGAGUCAAGCCCCUGGUGUAGCCCCAGUAUGAUCCGCGCAGCUGCUGGGCCCUUGAGCAAGGCCCUUAACCCUGCACUGCUCCAGGGGGGAUCGUCCCCUGCUUAGUCCAAUCAACUGUAAGCCUCUUUGGAUAAAAGUGUCAGCUUAGUAACAAAUUACUUAGAAAUUAGACCUUGGUCAAAAACGUAAUUGUUUUGGAUUCAAGUUCUUUUCUGUGCUCGAUUGACCUUGCCUUGUGCAAUUGAGUCAACCAAGGGGACCAGAAGGCAGGGGUUGCACGUUUUGAGAGUAUUUCAUAGGUUCCAAUAUACCAGACUUAGUAAAGCAUCAAAGAGUAUUCGAAUCCAAAACGAUUACAUAGCUGUCCCAGAUCCGAUUCCCAAUGCUCUUGGCAGCAUCUGCAUUUUUUAGUUCUGAGAUACCACAAUGGUGGGCAACAGUAAACCAUGAUCAUCCGACUGGACAGCAGCUAAUAUUUAUUGAAACUGCAUAUUCAGGUAAAAGGUGUGUAAAUUAUAGGCUAGAAAAUCUGUCUCUGGCCAUCAAAGGGAAAUUCUGUAACACUUUUAUUGUACGUUGCUUUGGGUAGAAAUGUCUCCUAAAUAAAUGUCAUAUAAUGUAACAAACCAGUAAAAGGAGAUGCAUUCGGUAAUGCAUUACAGGUACGUCUUUUUGCAAUGGACAGCUCACUUCAAGAGCAAACAUCUGUGAUGAAAAACACCCUAGUAUUAAAGUCAUGGACAUGUCCAAAACACAAUCAUUUAUUUGAUAUUCAUAUACAGGCAUCACAGUUUAACAACACUCGAACAGUUCCAAAAUGUCUAGGUGUUGCCUUAGAAAACUCCUUAUAGGCACCUACAAAUAAAUAGCAUUUUGUUCUCUGUUAAGAGAAAGUAAACAUGUUCUCGGAUUUCAAAUUGGUAAUGGGGCUACCUCAGAAAUACACACGCUGUGGAUCUUAUCAAUUGCAUCUGUUAAUCUGUUUUUCAUAGCUGUUAAGGUAUUUCCUUGGUGACUUAUGAAUGGGUUUCAUGGAACUGCUAAAGAAAUGACAUUCACUGAUGAUAGCUGUGUUCAGCUAUAUACUGUAUGUCUGCCAUGGUUGUCGGAUGGACUGUAGUAGCUACAUUUAAAAAAGUCAUUCUGGAAUGGUUGUACUGUACAGUACAGUACAUACAACUGAAUGAUUGCAAACCUCAUAUUUAGAUUUUAGCAACCUCAUUUGUGUUUCCAUUUAGAAGUUAUUUGAGCCUCUAUUCAAAAUUGAGAUUUUGCCUCAUUCGGAUCAAGAAAGGAAAAGAACUUGCCUAAAAUUUACUUGCCACUUUGUCUUUGUGAGUGUGUGUUAAUGGUGUGGUCAUUUUUGCUGUGGUAGGUUCAGUUCACUGUUCUGCAGUGUGUCAUCAUAAUACCUACUGCAAUUUGUCAGUAACAUCUGUUAGAAUAUGUUAGGACAUCCAAGUAUUUAUUGAUAAGAACACUUAUGUAUGUUAAUGUUUUGAACAUUACAAAAAACUUUUGCAAAUAAAAUUUCCUUUUUUAGAAA